AUGAUGAGUGGAGUUGCUAUAUCACGUGCAAGAAGAAAUUUCGAAGACGGUUGGGAGCGCGAUGGCGCCUCGCUAGCGGUGUUUAUCAAUGGCACGAAAGUGGUGGACCUCUGGGGUGGUUAUGCAGACCAUCAAGCAGCGCGGAAAUGGAAACAGGACACGAUGAGCAUCACAUUUUCGACGACCAAGGCGGUAGCCGCCGUCUGCGUUGCUAUGCUGGUCGAACGUGGGCGACUUCGUUACGAUGAACUCGUCUCUACUUACUGGCCUGGAUUUGCGAAACACGGAAAAGGCAAUAUUACCGUACAAAUGGCACUUUCGCACGAGGCAGGCCUUGGUUACUUGGACACACAGAUCACUGAAGAGAUUGCAGCUGAUCAUAACAAAAUCAGAGAGAUCUUGGAAAAUGAAGCGCCGAAAUGGGAGCCAGGGCGGAGGAAUGGCUAUCAUCCGUACACAUUUGGAUGGAUUGUUGAUCAAAUUAUUCGACACGCAGAUGAGAAACAUCGCGGGAUCGGACAGUUUCUUCGGGAGGAAAUCGCAGAACCGUAUGGUAUGUCAUCCUUCGCCUCGAUAAAGAGCUGUUUUACAUGUUUCUGGUUAUCCUAA
This is a messenger RNA of Ostertagia ostertagi, 609 nucleotides long. NCBI's taxonomy places the organism in Eukaryota, Metazoa, Nematoda, Chromadorea, Rhabditida, Trichostrongylidae. The record is from the annotation of a GenBank genome assembly.